AUGAGUGAACUUAUAGAUAGACCUCGUUCUGAGUUAACAGAAUUGGAAUUGAAAGCAUUAGAAGAGUAUGAAUUCAAUCAUGGGCCAAUGUCAAUAUUAAAUAAUGCAGUGAAAAACAAUACGCCAAUAAUCAUAUCAUGUCGUAAUAAUCAUAAAUUAAUAGGGAAGGUAAGAGCAUUUGAUAGACAUUGUAAUUUGGUUUUGGAAAAUGUUAAAGAUUUAUGGUCAGAAGACAUCAAGAAUAAUAAAGGGAAAAAAAUAAAAAGUGUACCUAAAGAACGAUUCAUUUCAAAGUUAUUUUUAAGAGGGGAUUCGGUGAUUAUUAUAUUGAAAGCUUAG
Molecule: messenger RNA, 339 nt
Organism: Candida tropicalis MYA-3404
Lineage: Eukaryota; Fungi; Ascomycota; Pichiomycetes; Serinales; Debaryomycetaceae
Gene: SMD2
Product: mRNA splicing protein
Exons: 2
Coding region: 1-339 (112 amino acids)
Biological process (GO): RNA splicing; spliceosomal snRNP assembly
Cellular component (GO): U5 snRNP; catalytic step 2 spliceosome; U4/U6 x U5 tri-snRNP complex
Molecular function (GO): RNA binding
Source: RefSeq, a predicted model, not a curated record